Molecule: messenger RNA, 3013 nt
Organism: Dermatophagoides pteronyssinus (European house dust mite)
Lineage: Eukaryota; Metazoa; Arthropoda; Arachnida; Sarcoptiformes; Pyroglyphidae
Biological process (GO): plasma membrane organization; cell projection assembly
Cellular component (GO): actin cytoskeleton; cytoplasmic side of plasma membrane
Molecular function (GO): actin binding; phospholipid binding
Source: RefSeq, a predicted model, not a curated record
UGUCCUUCAUUCUUUUUUUCAACAUAGAUUGAUUUUCUAAAUUGUGUGUUUUGGGAUAAUGAUUUGAACAAUAAAAAUUAAUUUAUAAUGAUGGAACAAUCAACAAUAACCGAACAUGAUUGUAAUGUUCUUGGUGGCCUUUUUCAAAUCAUUAUCAAUGAUUUAAAGAAUGGAUCCUCAACAUGGGAUGAUUUUAUUUUGAAAGCGACCAAAUUUCAUACUCAUCUUAAAUCAACGAUAUCUGCAUCGACAGCAUUUUUAGAUUCAUUUCAAAAGAUAGCUGAUAUGGCAACAACAACUCGUGGUGGUACUAAAGAAAUCGGUACUGCUUUAACACGAUUAUGUCUUCGACAACGAUCAGUUGAAGCAAAAUUAAAAUCUUUCAGUAGCUCUUUUCUGGAUUGUUUAAUCAUACCGUUACAAGAACGAGUUGAAGAAUGGAAAAAAACAACCAUAGCAUUGGAUAAAGAGCGUACAAAAGAAUUAAAACGUCUUCGACAAGAAUUCAAAAAACGUCAUUAUUGUGAUUCACUUAGUACAUCUGGCAGUAUUCGUGGAAAUAAAAAACAUUCUUCACGUUCAUUUAGCAAAAGUAAAUUUGAUUUUUUCGAUUCAUUAAAUAGUAAAGGAAUUUAUGGUACGAUCGGUGGUGGUCAUCAUCAUAAAUCAACAUCUUCAUUGACACGAUCAUUGGAUUCCGAAAUGGAAUGUAAUGAACGUUUACUAAUGCUUGAAGAUUUGGAAAAAAAGGCCGUACGUCGUGCAUUGAUUGAAGAACGUAGUCAUUUCUGUUUGCUAGUCAAAUUUUUAGGGCCAAUAAUCGAAGAAGAAAUAUCUAUGAUUAGUGAAAUAUCACAUAUACAAGAAAUAAUGGAUUCAUUACAGAAAUUAACUGUCGAUCCAUUUGAUUUACCCAUAUCAAGUGAAACAGUUAUUUCAAAUCUUAAAUUAAAUAAAAAUGAUACUAGUCUUACUUCCUGGAAUCUUCACACACCUCCUAGUUCACCAAGUUCAUUAGGAUCUAGAAAAUCAAGCAUGUGUUCAAUUUCAAGUUAUAAUUCUUCAUCAAGUAAUUCAGUCUCAAACUAUAUUCACCAUCAGCAUCACCAAACACCGAAUCAUCAAACCCAUAACAAAUAUUUUUCGACAACAGAUCCGCUUACAUCAACUGUAUAUGGAUCAAAUGUUUCAUAUUCGGAUAAUAAUUUGAAAAAAAUUGGUGAUAACGAUGAUCUACAAUUUCAGAUCGAUACCAUAUCAUCUAGCAAUAAUUUGGAAAAGAAUACAAUAAAAAUUACAUCGACAAAUCCAUUUUUAAGUUCAUAUAAUCAAAUCCAAAACAAAACAGAUGAUCAAGAAUCAUUUUAUGAUAAAAAUCCUACAUCAUCCAUAUCAUCAAAUCAAACAUAUUUAUUACCCAGUCAUGAAUCCGAUGGUUCAAUAACGCCUACCAAUACUGAUCUACAAAAAAGUCUUAUGUUUACCACUAGUGAUCAUUCACAAAAUUCUACUAUGAUAAAUUCAAUUUAUAAAAGUGAAGAAAAAAUUUAUCAAAAAUCAAAUAAACCACCGCCUGCACCACCAGUACGUCGAACAUCAUCAUUAUCAAAUCCUAAUGCAAUUACAUUAGGAACGUUAAAAAAUAACAACUUUAAUAAUAAUAAUAAUAAUGACAAUAGCAAUAAAAAUCAUGAUGAUGCUAUGGCAUUAGACGUUGCAAAAAAUUCUUCACUUUAUGAUGAGAUCAAUGUACUGACCAAAUCAAUGAAUGAUAUUAAUUUCACCCUGAAAAAUACCGAUUUUACUAAUAUAAGCUCAUGUAGCGUAGCCAAACAAUCCGAUAAAACAUUGAUCGAAGAUAAAAACUAUCAAUCAAAACAACAACAACAAUCAAAUCCUUAUAGUGAACGAGAUAAAAAUGAUUACAAAAUUGUCAAGAAAAUAUUUGAAAGCUAUAAUCAACAACAAUCAUCAUCAAAUAUAUUCAAAUCAAUCGAUUCUGAUGAUGGUUCACAGUUACCAUUACCUGCACCACCACCCGAAGCAUUCAUAGCUGAAUCUACUAUUGCAACAACAAUGGCUACACCUUCAAUAUCAUCGCAGAAUACAUCCUCAAAUAACAAUAAUAAUAAUCACUAUCAAUCUCAAUCACAUCAUCAUUAUAAUAAAAUUUCAAACGUAAAUCGUGAAUUCUUGGAAACAUUGAAUACAAAAUUGAGCCAAUCACCGUUAGUAUAUCAGAACAAUGCCAAAAUUUCCAAACGAAGAAAUUCAUCAAAUCGAUCGAUUCCGGAUGAUAAUAUUACCUCCGGCUAUUCAGGAAAACAUCGUCAUUCGCAUCGUAGUCAAUCAGCUUCUCGAUCUUCUAGCCGAAAGAAUUCAAUCGAAAAAAAUAAUGGCUUUACCGUAUCCAGUAGUCUGAAUAAUGAAAGUUUUGUUGACAAACUUACUCAAACAUUAUUACAUAAACAACAUCAACAACAACAACAUAAUGUAGCAGUAACCAUGAAUGAGAUAGCAAAAGCAGCUGCUUCAAGUGCAUUACAACGAAAACAAUCCGUACCGGAAUUGAAUUCCGUUGAACAAUACAAUCCAUCAUUUAAGAAUCAAAAUCGAGUUACAUUUUCAAGCUCAUUGAAUUUAUCUACUAGCGGUAAUUCUGGUGGCAAUAACAAUAAUCAAGCGUUCCAAGUAGUCGAAAUACAAACCAAUUCAACUCAACAACCAAUCUAUGCUAGCCGAACACAAAUGCAACGAGAGAUUCAUAACUUAUAUGGAACACUUGGUCAACAACAUUCGGAAAUUUAUAACGAUAAUAAUAGUGGCAAUGGUCAUCAACGAUCAUCUUCUUAUUAUCAUCAGCAAAAUGGUUUUUUCAAUAAAUUAUAAUAUUAACCAAAAAAAAAAUCUGCUAACCUUGGAAUCUAUCCAUUUUAUAGGUACACUCAAAUGAUAUCAUGCAGGAAAAAAAAUUUGCCUAACUAUCAUAAUCAGAUUUGUAUCUACAUCAGCG